AAAAAACUAAUAAACGAAGUGGUACUACGCUUGAAUCCUCAAAAUUCUUGUAUAUCUAAAAACCCACGUGAAACACUGAAUAAAGAAGAGGAGGCCAUUUUUGGUGGAUUUGACAAUAAUAUCUUGGCUCGUCGUACGGACUACACAGUCGCUGGUAUCUUUCUUCUUCGCCAGUGUUCCUUCCACUAUGUACUAUUCAGUCGCCAUUGACCGACCAAUCCGUACCUCUUCUUUCAGCAAACUUCCCAAACCCGAAUUAGCAACACGACGACGACAACUCUCUCAGCGUUUCUUUAAUCCUCCUGAACAGAAGAACCUUUCUUUAAACGCUUCGUCGUCGGGUCCGCUGCUGAAUUUACGACUUCCACGAGGUUCGUCGUCUGAGUUCCGGUCGCAGCGGGUCAAGGUUUCUUCGGACGAUGCUCAAUUCGCGUCUCCGGAGGAGAAGAAGAAGAAGAAGAAGGACGUCGUGCAGGCGCCCAGCUUCGCGGAGUUCAUCACUUCUGAGAGGGUCAAAGUGGUCGCGAUGGUUGCUUUGUCUCUGGCGCUGUGUAACGCCGAUCGGGUCGUGAUGUCAGUGGCGAUUGUACCGUUGUCGCUUUCUCACGGGUGGAGCCGAUCAUUUUCUGGUAUUGUUCAGUCAUCUUUCCUAUGGGGAUACAUGAUAUCUCCCAUUGCUGGAGGGACACUGGUGGACUAUUUUGGUGGUAAAGUGGUCAUGGCUUGGGGAGUGGCAUUGUGGUCUCUUGCAACUUUUCUGACACCCUGGGCUGCAGAAACUUCUCUAUGGGCUCUUCUGGCUGCUCGAGCUAUGCUUGGUAUUGCAGAAGGAGUGGCUCUUCCUAGCAUGAACAACAUGGUAGCAAGAUGGUUUCCUCAAUCAGAGCGAGCCAGGGCUGUUGGACUUGCAAUGGCUGGAUUUCAGCUAGGAAGUGCAAUAGGACUUACACUUUCACCAAUCCUUAUGUCACAAGGUGGUGUAUUUGGACCCUUUGUGAUUUUUGGUUUAUCUGGAUUUCUUUGGGUCUUGGUUUGGAUAUCUGCAACAUCAAGUACCCCUGACCGACAUAAUCAGAUAUCAAAGUAUGAGCUGGAGUACAUAACGAACAAGACGCAGAAAUCCUCCUCGGUGGAGAACAAAUCUAAGACAACCAAAGUGAUACCUCCUUUCAGGCGCUUGCUUUCUAAGCUGCCUACAUGGUCCCUAAUUGUUGCUAAUUCCAUGCAUAGCUGGGGUUUCUUUGUUAUUCUUUCCUGGAUGCCCAUUUACUUCAACUCUGUAUAUCAUGUUGACCUCAGACAUGCAGCAUGGUUCAGUGCUGUUCCAUGGAGUGUGAUGGCAGUCAUGGGUUACUUAGCUGGUAUAUGGUCUGACAUGUUAAUCCAGAGUGGAACUAGUGUCACUUUGACUCGCAAGAUCAUGCAGUCAAUUGGUUUUAUUGGUCCUGGAAUUGCACUUGUGGGUUUAACUAUGGCAAAAAGUCCAUCAAUUGCAUCUGCUUGGCUUACAUUAGCUGUUGGGCUGAAAUCUUUCAGUCAUUGUGGUUUUCUUGUGAAUCUUCAGGAGAUCGCUCCACAAUACUCUGGUGUUUUGCACGGAUUAUCAAACACUGCUGGAACAUUUGCUGCAAUUUUGGGAACAGUUGGAGCUGGUUUCUUUGUUGAAUUGGUGGGUUCAUUCCAGGGAUUUUUGUUGCUUACAUCACUCUUAUAUUUUAUUUCUGCCAUUUUCUACAACCUCUUUUCAACUGGAGAGAGAGUCAAUUUUGAUGAACCUGGUAUUAGCAUCUUACAUAAUACUUGAAUGAGGGGAAUCUUUUAACUUUUCAAAACAUGAUUGAUUUUAUUCGCUACAUUCUGUGCAUGAGGACUGGGCACUUUUUCGAAUUAGCAUAUGAUCACUUUGUCACUCCAGUGGCUGUACUCUCACUUUGUGACUUCCUAAUGGCUAGUGCGCUGAAUCUUUCUUGACAGUUUCAUGAAUGAGAUGAUAAGACUACUGGCCACAAACCAUCCAGCAAGGAUUGUAAAUGUUGGCUGUAUCCUAAUGGACCAGGCCUAAGUUACUGUACAAGAUGUUUGAGGUUUUUUUUUUUUUUUUUUUUUUUUUUUGGUUUUUGGGUCUAUAGAUAACCUCCUUCUUGUUCUUUGUAUGAAUUCAAAGCCGUGUAUAGCACAUUCUCGGUCCUCAUGCAUCAACGGUUUGUUUUCUGAUGCAUUUGGGACUUUUACAACCAAUUUUUGUAAAUGUAUUACUUGUGUUCAAAGAUGAGUUAUGAAAGAUUUAUGCA
Molecule: messenger RNA, 2291 nt
Organism: Ziziphus jujuba (common jujube)
Lineage: Eukaryota; Viridiplantae; Streptophyta; Magnoliopsida; Rosales; Rhamnaceae
Product: probable anion transporter 4, chloroplastic
Exons: 9
Coding region: 188-1804 (538 amino acids)
Biological process (GO): transmembrane transport
Cellular component (GO): plastid
Molecular function (GO): phosphate transmembrane transporter activity
Source: RefSeq, a predicted model, not a curated record